Molecule: messenger RNA, 1460 nt
Organism: Megalobrama amblycephala (Wuchang bream)
Lineage: Eukaryota; Metazoa; Chordata; Actinopteri; Cypriniformes; Xenocyprididae
Product: germ cell-specific gene 1-like protein
Exons: 5
Coding region: 236-1126 (296 amino acids)
Cellular component (GO): plasma membrane
Source: RefSeq, a predicted model, not a curated record
GGGGAGGGGGGCCUUAGGGGAAGUUAGAGCAAAACACAAGAGACUGAUAGCAUUAGAGCUGGACAUGAAGCAGAGCAGCUGUCAUUUGUGAAAGCUCUGCGUCCGUCCAGUUGGUCUAUCAAGAAGAAGAAAGCAGAGAUGGGACACGCAAGCACCUGCAAAACAAAAGUUUGAAUGUCUGAAGCAAGGACCUCGAAGCCAGGAUUACUCAUCUCCUUGUGCCUCCUGGAGCACUAUGGGUAUACAGCGUGCUCAGAGAGCAUCUCUAGCUCUCACACUCAACUAUGUGGCGUUCGCCUUGGCAGUCUCGGCCGUCACCACCAGCUACUGGUGUGAGGGGACCAGGAAGGUGGUCAAGCCUUUCUGCAUGGGGCCGGUGAAAGUCAAGCAGACAUACUGCAUCCGCUUCAACAGCUCCAACAUUAACGACACGCGGCUGGUGCAGUACAUCUAUGAGACCGGAGAGGAGAAGUUCCUCAUGAGGAAGUUCCACGCAGGCAUCUGGUUCUCUUGCGAACAAACCAUGGACUUACUAGGAUUUAACUGUAGGAGCUUUUUAGAGAUUGCGCCAGACCAUGAAAGAGGAGUGCUCUGGCUGUGUAUUGUGGCUGAGUGUCUGUACAUUGCUCUGCUGUUCACUGGUGGAGCUCUGAUGGUCAUAGAAAUGUGUCCAUGCUUUAACAUGAUCAACAGACUCAAGCUCAAUGCCUUUGCAGCUGUGUGCACCGCUCUCUCAGGCCUUUUCGGGAUGGUUGCACAUAUGAUGUUCACCACAGCUUUCCAGCUGGCUGUCCAAUUGGGUCCAGAAGACUGGAGACCUAAAACAUGGGACUACAGCUGGUCCUAUCUUCUGGCAUGGGGCUCGUUCGGUACCUGCAUGGGCUCGGCGGUCACGGCACUAAACCAUUACACCAAAACUAUCAUUGAGUUUAAAUUCAAGCGGAGGACCAUUGAGAAGAAACUGCGCAUCAAGCAGAUUCUGGAGCUGGAUGAACCAGAAGACUUAUGGUACAUCACUUCAUUGCAAGAGCAAGCAGACCAACACGCUGCUCUGUAUGUAAAUGGCACUGAACCGCCCUGCAUCAACUCCACAAUACUGGACAAUUGGGGCAGAGCAUAUUGCUGAAAACUUGUGAAGGACACUACUCUUCUUCAGCAUAGACAUUUUUGUGCAUUUAUAUCAUAGGGCUUCUGUCAAGAGAGCAGGAUAUGGACUAAAGUUAUUUUGCAGUGCCAUAACUGUUCUGACAAGACUUGCUGUGCUAUUGUGAAUCUUGUUCAUAGGCUGAUAACUGAGGUUUAAAGUAAUGUUCUGAGUUUAAAAAAAAACAAGUUAAUCUUUAUCAACAGCAACUUUCUCAUCACAGAAUAUAAUUCAUGCUGAAACAAGGCUGACAUUCUUGACAAAAACUUUGACAGAAAUAGUUUGACAUCUUGAAUUAGUACUUUAGGAAAAAAAA